Messenger RNA from Effrenium voratum, 1223 nucleotides. Lineage: Eukaryota; Dinophyceae; Suessiales; Symbiodiniaceae. The record is from the annotation of a GenBank genome assembly.
AUGCCGAAAAGCCCGCCCGCCGACAAGGGCCUCGAUGGCCUGGCGGCCUUUCGCCAGGUCUUCGUGCAGAGCAUCCAGAGCCAGGCUGCGGCCCAAGCUGCGCUCCUGAAACGCUUGGACGUUGAGCUGGCCAACCUCCGGAAGGAGCCCAGGCAGAUACCCGCCUCUCCGGCUCCCACCACCUUCCUGGAAGAGGCGCCCCUCGCCGAUUGGCCAUCGCCUAAGUCGGCGACGGCGCCCUCAACGCCAGCCUCUGCCUGGGCGGCAGACAACCUGUUUCGUGGCUGUUUCCGGGUGAAAAAGCGCCUCAGCGAAUUUGCAGCCAUGGGCAGCGCCGCGAGUUUGCAGGGCCCGCUGUCCGCCGCUUCGCCCACCGAGUUGCGGGGAGCCUUCGAAGCCCUGCCCGAGGCCGAGCGUCAGAAGCUCCUGACCGCGCUGCAGUCCACUUGGACCGAGGCCUACGGAGUGUGCGGCCGCUUCGCCAGUAAGGACCCAGCGGUCACCAUGAAGCUGAUCCUGGCAGAUGCACAGAUCCAGGUGAAAGAGGAGGCGGGUGCGCCUUGGUUUACUGUCAUGGGCCACCCAGAGAAAGCUGCAGAGGAUCAGAAGGACAAGGCGUUUUGGGUGGCGGCGUUUCACAGCAAGGAGGUAUACCACACAGAGCACACCACUCGGGCGAGCAACAAGGCCUUUAUAUCUGAGCUAAUGGCAACCUGUGCCACGGGUAAUCCCAUGGUCGAUAUGAACGGCACCUACCGUGGUACCAUGUAUUACCUAGAGAAGCCAGAGGCCAAAGUGGCAGGCACUAUGUAUGUGACACUCAGCACUUGGAACGCCAAGGAUGCCGACUCUGCACAGAAGCUUUUGGAACGAGCUGGCCAGCUCCUGCAUGAGUGACCCGAACCUCGUGCAGUGCGUCUUGUUUCCCACGAUGCAGAUGGGUGGAGACGUGCCGGAGGGGGUCCCCAAAGACGACCGCAACGUGAAGUUGGUCCAAGUCUUCAAGACCGAAGCCAAGAGUUCCCAGGAUGAGAAGUGGAAGGAUCUAGUGGAGGAUCCGAGCAAAGACUACACGGUGCUCAAGUUUAAGGCCCAGCAUUUCACCUGAGCGAUGGAGAAAUCCGUCUAUAAGCCUAAUGUGCGGUUUUGAGCUCAAAGUAAUUCUCACCCACAUUCGUCCUUCGAUGCUAUGCCCAGACACCCAGUGCCCCAUGUUUCUCGGU